Myotis brandtii (Brandt's bat) is the source of this 909-nucleotide messenger RNA. RefSeq names its product YEATS domain containing 4 (gene YEATS4). Lineage: Eukaryota; Metazoa; Chordata; Mammalia; Chiroptera; Vespertilionidae. The transcript has 6 exons. The record is from RefSeq and is a predicted model, not a curated record. Gene Ontology annotation, biological process: regulation of DNA-templated transcription. The coding region runs from base 131 to 640 and encodes 169 amino acids.
CUUUUAGGGGGUUACUAUCGUUAAACCAAUAGUUUAUGGCAAUGUUGCUCGAUAUUUUGGAAAGAAAAGAGAAGAGGAUGGGCAUACCCAUCAAUGGACAGUAUAUGUAAAACCAUAUAGAAAUGAGGAUAUGUCAGCAUAUGUGAAGAAAAUUCAAUUUAAGUUACAUGAAAGCUAUGGCAAUCCUUUAAGAGUUGUUACUAAGCCUCCAUAUGAAAUUACUGAAACAGGAUGGGGUGAAUUCGAAAUAAUCAUCAAAAUAUUUUUUAUUGAUCCUAAUGAGAGACCUGUAACCCUGUAUCAUUUAUUAAAGCUGUUCCAAUCAGAUACCAAUGCAAUGCUGGGGAAAAAGACAGUGGUUUCAGAGUUCUAUGAUGAAAUGAUAUUUCAAGACCCAACAGCAAUGAUGCAACAAUUAUUAACAACAUCUCGUCAGCUAACAUUAGGAGCCUACAAGCAUGAAACAGAAUUUGCAGAACUUGAAGUGAAAACCAGAGAAAAAUUAGAAGCUGCGAAGAAAAAAACAAGUUUUGAAAUUGCAGAGCUUAAGGAGAGAUUAAAAGCAAGUCGUGAAACUAUAAAUUGUUUAAAAAAUGAAAUCAGGAAACUCGAAGAAGAUGAUCAAACAAAAGAGAUGUAAACAGUUCUGAAGAGAACUUGGUAGGAAACUAAACUGAAAAUAAGGUAGACUUUGAAGGGGAAAUGGAUUGCAAAUGCUUCUUAGAGAGCUGCAUAUAUAGUUGUUGACCAUCGGUUCCUCAGCAAUGGGGUCAAAGUGUUUGUACUUUUCAAGCAAUAUUUAAUGUGAAACAUAUGUAUAUAAUAGAUAUGAAUUCUGUAUAGGCAUUUUAACCCAUUUUAGGGUAAAUUCUAUGCUGUUAAGCACAAUUAAAAACUUUUUUUAUUACA